AAUCGCCGCGUCGCUCUUUUUUCUUUCUUUCCCACGUCUAGAGACUCUACAGCUCCAGACCUCCAGUUGUAUAUCACCGCCCGAUCGGAUCUGCCUCCCUCCCGUUCGUCUCCCUCUUCCUCUUUGUCGUCCUCUUCACCAGCGGUGGUGGUGGUGGCAGGUGACUGUGACUAGCAGGAGCGCGGAGGAGGGGUCCUUCGGUUGCCGCCAUGGCUCAGAUCUUGCUCCAUGGAAACCUCCACGUCACCAUCUUCGAGGCCUCGUCGCUCUCCCACCCCGGCCGCGCCAGCGGCGGCGCCCCCAAGUUCAUCCGCAAGUUUGUGGAGGGGAUUGAGGAAACCGUUGGUGUUGGCAAAGGCAGCUCCAAGCUAUAUGCCACCAUUGAUCUCGAGAAAGCUCGUGUUGGGCGUACCAGGAUGUUGGGCAAUGAGCCUGUCAACCCUCGCUGGUACGAGUCGUUCCACAUCUACUGUGCGCACCUUGCCGCCGAUGUGAUCUUCACUAUGAAGGCCGACAACGCGAUCGGGGCCACGCUCAUUGGAAGGGCGUACCUGCCUGUCGCAGAGCUCCUGGAAGGAGAGGAGAUCGACAGGUGGCUUGAAAUCUGUGAUGACAAACGGGAGCCUGUUGGUGAGAGCAAGAUCCAUGUGAAGCUUCAGUACUUUGGCGUUGACAAGGACCGCAACUGGGCGAGGGGUGUCCGGAGUGUCAAGUUUCCUGGUGUUCCUUACACCUUCUUUUCGCAGAGGCAAGGAUGCAAUGUUAGAUUGUACCAAGAUGCUCAUGUCCCAGACAACUUUAUCCCCAAGAUCCCGCUCGCGGAUGGCAAGAACUAUGAGCCUGCCAGAUGUUGGGAGGAUAUCUUUGAUGCCAUAAGCAAUGCUCAGCAUUUGAUUUACAUCACUGGUUGGUCUGUGCACACUGAGAUCACCUUGAUUAGGGACACCAAUCGCCCCAAACCUGGAGGAGAUGUCACUCUCGGAGAGUUGCUCAAGAGGAAGGCCAGCGAAGGCGUCCGGGUCCUUAUGCUAGUGUGGGAUGAUAGAACUUCAGUUGGCUUGCUGAAGAGAGAUGGCUUGAUGGCCACCCAUGAUGAGGAGACUGCAAAUUACUUCCAAGGCACGGAUGUGCACUGUGUUCUGUGCCCUCGUAACCCUGAUGAUUCAGGCAGCAUUGUUCAGGAUCUGCAGAUCUCAACCAUGUUCACUCACCAUCAGAAGAUAGUAUGUGUUGACGAUGCAUUGCCUAGCCAGGGCUCCGAGCAAAGGAGGAUACUCAGCUUCGUUGGUGGCAUUGACCUCUGCGACGGAAGAUAUGACACUCAGUACCACUCCUUGUUUAGGACACUUGACACUGUCCACCAUGAUGACUUCCACCAGCCUAACUUUGCGACUGCAUCCAUCACCAAAGGUGGCCCAAGAGAGCCAUGGCAUGAUAUUCAUUCCCGAUUGGAAGGUCCAAUUGCCUGGGACGUUCUUUACAAUUUCGAGCAGAGAUGGAGAAAGCAGGGUGGCAAAGAUCUUCUCGUGCAGCUCAGGGAUCUCUCUGACAUAAUUAUCCCCCCUUCUCCCGUCAUGUUCCCAGAGGACAGGGAUACAUGGAAUGUCCAGCUCUUCAGAUCUAUUGAUGGUGGUGCUGCUUUUGGCUUCCCUGAUACUCCUGAGGAAGCUGCAAGGGCUGGGCUUGUAAGUGGAAAGGAUCAAAUCAUUGACAGGAGCAUUCAGGAUGCAUACAUAAAUGCUAUCCGGCGGGCAAAGGACUUCAUCUACAUUGAGAACCAGUACUUCCUUGGAAGUUCCUACUGCUGGAAGCCCGAAGGCAUCAAGCCUGAAGAAAUUGGCGCUCUGCAUGUGAUUCCUAAGGAGCUUUCGUUGAAGAUUGUCAGUAAGAUUGAAGCUGGCGAACGGUUUACUGUUUAUGUUGUGGUGCCAAUGUGGCCUGAGGGUGUUCCCGAGAGUGCAUCUGUGCAAGCAAUUCUGGACUGGCAAAGGAGAACAAUGGAGAUGAUGUACACUGACAUCACACAAGCUCUCGAGGCAAAGGGAAUUGAAGCAAACCCCAAGGAAUACCUCACUUUCUUCUGCCUAGGUAACCGGGAGGUGAAGCAGGAUGGGGAAUAUGAACCCCAGGAGCAACCAGAACCUGAUACUGAUUACGUCCGUGCUCAAGAGGCUAGGAGGUUCAUGAUCUACGUUCAUACCAAAAUGAUGAUAGUUGAUGACGAGUACAUCAUCAUUGGGUCUGCAAACAUCAACCAAAGGUCAAUGGACGGUGCCCGGGACUCCGAGAUUGCCAUGGGCGCUUACCAGCCAUACCAUCUAGCCAACAGGGAGCCAGCCCGGGGCCAGAUCCACGGCUUCCGGAUGGCGCUGUGGUACGAGCACCUGGGCAUGCUGGACGACGUGUUCCAGCGCCCGGAGAGCGUGGAGUGCGUGCAGAAGGUGAACAGGAUCGCCGAUAAGUACUGGGACAUAUACUCGAGCGACGACCUGGAGCAGGACCUCCCCGGCCACCUGCUGAGCUACCCCAUCGGCGUCGCCAGCGACGGCGUGGUGACGGAGCUGCCGGGCAUGGAGUUCUUCCCCGACACCCGGGCCCGCAUCCUCGGCGCCAAGUCGGACUACCUUCCCCCCAUCCUCACCACAUAGAUAAGAUCGCAUCCUGCAUUUCCUGUGUGUGGCCUCAGUUUGGUGGUUCCUUUGGUGAUUCAGAACUUGUGUUCCAGAAAAUAGCAGGCUGUUAUAGUUGUGGGACAGUUAAUAAGCGCAGUGGUGUGCAUGGUUGAGAACCACGGUAGUGACUAGGAGGAUUGCUGAUACUUUACACGGUUUCUGCUGUUUGUAUUACUGUUUAAUUAUAAAUUGUCAAUGUUUAGUUGUUUACGCUCGUACCUACUUGGAUCUUCAAUGGUGGACAAUAAAGUUAACGCGUGUUUCUUAUUGUAU
Messenger RNA from Triticum dicoccoides, 2945 nucleotides. Its product is annotated as phospholipase D alpha 1-like. Gene Ontology annotation, molecular function: D-type glycerophospholipase activity; calcium ion binding. Bases 210 to 2648 code for a protein of 812 amino acids. Gene Ontology annotation, cellular component: plasma membrane. NCBI's taxonomy places the organism in Eukaryota, Viridiplantae, Streptophyta, Magnoliopsida, Poales, Poaceae. Gene Ontology annotation, biological process: phosphatidylcholine metabolic process; phospholipid catabolic process. The transcript has 4 exons. The record is from RefSeq and is a predicted model, not a curated record.